Heterobilharzia americana is the source of this 835-nucleotide messenger RNA. The record is from the annotation of a GenBank genome assembly. Lineage: Eukaryota; Metazoa; Platyhelminthes; Trematoda; Strigeidida; Schistosomatidae.
CAAUUGAAAUGGAAGUGCGGAUUCAAACUCUUCGUCAGAAUGGUGCGGAAACUAAAACAUCACGAAAGGAAGUUAUUAAAGAAAUUUGACUUUAUCAAUUGGGAGUGUGACAAUAAUUUGCAUGAAGUUAAAAUCAUUAGACGGUUUUAUAUUCAAAAGCGGGAGGAUUACACGUUGUACAACAGACUUUCUCGAAAAAUAAGGGACAUUGCAGAGAAACUUAAAGAUAUGGAUGAAAGUGAUCCAUGGAGGGCGGAAAUGACUGAAUUGUUGACAGCUAAGUUGCACAACUUAGGUUUAAUACCAACAAGAAGAAGUCUUAUGCUAGCCUCAAAGGUCAAUGCCUCUUCAUUUUGUCGAAGGAGGCUUUCCGUAAUUCUAAUGCGUUCAAAAAUGGCAGAAACUAUGAAAGCUGCUGUGACGUUUGUUGAACAGGGACACGUUCGUGUUGGGCCGGAUAUAAUACGAGAUCCUGCAUAUCUGGUUACAAGAUCCAUGGAAGAUUACAUAACGUGGGCAUCUCGAUCGAAAAUUCGAAAACAGAUUGGGGAAUAUAAUGGACUGAGAGAUGAUUAUGAUGACGUUUAACUGUGAAUAAACAUUUCUGUACAAAUAUCACAUGCCUUUCAGAAAAUAUUUCUUCCCUACUCCUAACUCAUAAUAAAUUUGGAUUUAUUUACGAAAAAUGCCCAUCAUGGCACAAAAAAAACGAAGUGAACUUCAUUGAUGUAAGUGGUUCAGCAAAGAUGCUCUUCUAAACGAUUUCAUUGUUAAAUUUGUGUAGUCCAACUACAAACAAUUUUCUUGAGUAAAAAUGUCCAAUAUUUUACGAUAA